GUAUCAGUGUCAAGGCCAUAUUAUCAGAUGAUGGCCUUUUCAAUGAAAACGUUUAUUAUCAUUAUACAUUUGUAAGGAACUACCUUUAUGGAUAGAUUGUUAAAGCUAUGUGUGCUGUGAUGCUAACAUCUUUUAUGAACGAUGAGGGUACGAAAACAGUUUUAAAUGAUGAGAAAAGUAAAGAUUCUUUGUUAGAGACCUUAUUAACAUCUAUUAAACAGUGCCAGACUCGAUUUGGGGGCAAAGCAGAAUUGGCCACAGAAUCAAAUAAAGAAGUAAAUCAUCUCUGUUGUGUAUGGGAAAGUAUAUUUUUACAUGGCUUAAAACGUAAUGCUCAGACGACUAAGUUCUCAUCUUUAUUGUCACCAUCACCUACUCUACCACAUUCCGUAUUAUGGUGUUAUAUUAAAAAACACCUGCUGAAUAAACAUGAGCAUCAAAGAUUUACUUUAUUGAGAAAUAUUUCUACUGACUACGGGCGAGUAAAAGCUUGGAUUCGAGCUUGUCUAAAUGAACAUUCCUUAGAAAAGUAUAUUCUUUUGUUACUCGAGAAUGAACCUUCAUUAAUUCAGUUAUACGAAUCAUGGGCCCUGAUUCGAGAUGCAGAAAAAUCGGCGAUGAUGCCAAAUUGUGCUGCCGGCUUAAAAUCAAUUCUAUUUGCUUUGUCUGUCGACAAUAGUAUGUGGGAUGAAAUACCACCCAAACAAAUAUUAAACGUUGAAGAACAACACAUUGAUCUUUCAAAAUCUUCUCAGGUCGUUAAAGUAAAGAAAAAGAAGAAGGUAAACGUCGUUCCUCUCAACGAAGAAAUGGACGGUAGUUCUUUCUCAAGCUCUGGCAGAAGCUCCCCAUCAUCUACUCUUUCACUUGUUAUAAGCAGUCAAGCCUGCAAAAAAAGUAAUCAUAAUCGCUCUUCUAGUCUCGAUUUGAAUCGGUUAGCCACGAAAAAUACUUCAAACAAACUGAAACAUCAUGAAAGCUAUGAAGAAUUUUUUAAUUCUUAUGGCAAUAAUUAUGAUAGUUUGGAGGGAGAGAAUGUUAUAACUCCUGUUUCUCAAAAUGGAGAGUCACCGUCUCUUGUGCCAGUCAUGCAGCAAGUUGAAGAAGCUGCAACGGCUUUAUCAAAUGUUUUAAACUAUCCCACUUGCUCAAAUGAAGAAAGCAUAGAAAAUCCAGGCAAACUAAACAACCAAGAUUUAAGACAAGCUGUAGUUGACAUGAUGGAAAGAAAAGAUGAAGCAGAACAAAAAGUUAACGGUCUAAAAGAAUCCCUAAGUGAGGAACAGGCCAAAGUGUGUUCUUUAAAGGAUGAAUUGAACACAGUUAAAGGAAAAUUCGAACAGGAAAUGAAAGUACUAAAAGAAGAAAAUAAUUUACUGAAGCGUCAAUUAAAAAAGUACGUUAGUGCUGUGCAACUGCUACGAGGGGGCGCUUCAGUUGAUCAACUUCCAGUUCAUGUACCUGAUGUUACGCCAAUACCCCCAACGUUACCACCAAUAAACAUAGAAUCAGAGGAAUAUGAGAAAAAGUUGAUCGAGGUUGCAGAUAUGCAUGGAGAAUUAAUGGAAUUUAAUGAAAUUUUACAAAAACAAAUUAAUUCUAAAGAUAAUUUCAUAAAAACCCUACAAUCUGAAUUGACUGAACUAAGGGGACCUCUACCCUCAACGUUAAGUAACGGUGAAAAUAUCGAUGAGUACACUAGUGUUGGCGCUCUUGUUAAUAUUUGGAUUCCCUGUGCUUUCUUAAAAAAUCCUUCAUCUCCCAGUGCUCAUCAUAUAUACGUCCGAAUACAAAGCGAUGAAUGGAAUGUAUACAGAAGAUAUACUGAAUUUUAUCGCCUCAAGCAUGAUACUAAGAAAUCUAAUAAUGAGAUAGCUGAUUUGGAAUUCCCCCCGAAAAAAACUUUUGGAAAUCGGCAAGUACAAUUUGUAGAAGAAAGGCGAAAGUCUUUGCAAAAAUGGCUGCGAUCUACUUUAAAUAUACUUUUGCGAGAUCGACGGACAACUUUAAACAAACACCAGUUGCUUGAAAUCAUACCCUUUCUCAAGUCAGUUUGA
Molecule: messenger RNA, 2057 nt
Organism: Dimorphilus gyrociliatus
Lineage: Eukaryota; Metazoa; Annelida; Polychaeta; Dinophilidae
Source: the annotation of a GenBank genome assembly